AUGGCUAUUCUAUCGUUAUUACAACAAUCAUGGCAAGAGCUACACAAAAUAACCUUCAUUCACCUCCUCCCUCUUCUUUUCCUUCUCUCAUUUCUAUAUGUUUUCAAAUGCAUUAGAAGUAGUGGAAAACCCAAUUUACCUCCAUCCCCACCAAAGCUACCAAUCAUUGGCAACCUUCACAAGCUUGGCUCACUUCCACACCGUUCUCUUCAAGCCCUCUCUAAGAAGUAUGGCCCUGUAAUGUUCUUCUACUUUGGCCAUGCUCCAACCCUUGUGAUAUCAUCUGCAGAUAUGGCAAGAGAAAUGAUGACAACACAUGACAUAGUUUUCUCAAACCGGUCAAAAACCACAGCUACCAAUUUCUUACUUUAUGGAUGCACAGACCUAGUGUUCGCACCCUACGGUGAGUAUUGGAGGCAAGUAAAGAAAAUUUGUGUCCUUGAACUUUUGACCCUCAAAAGAGUGCAAUCGUUCCAGAAUACAAGGGAAGAAGAAGUUUCUAUAUUGAUCAAAAAAGUACGUGACUCAUGCCUGAAAGGUGUUUCUAUUAAUCUAAGUGAGUUCUUGAUUGAAACCUCAAAGAACAUCGUUACUAGAUGUGCAUUUGGAAAAAAGUUUGAAGAAGAGGAUGGUAAGGGUAGGUUUUCAGAACUACCAAGAAAGUUAGCGGUGCUACUUACUACCUUUUUUUGGAGGGAUUUUUUCCCUUCUCUAGGUUGGAUUGAUAUUCUUACAGGAAAAAUAGCUAGUCUAAAAUCCACUUUUGGAGAACUAGAUGCUUUUCUAAAUCAAGUGGUUGAAGAACACAAGACAAUGAAAAGUGAUGAUGAACAUCCGAAAAACAAAGAUUUUGUGGAUAUUCUCCUACAUCUGCAAAAGAAUGGCAUGCUUGACUUUGAGCCUACUCAUGACAACCUCAAAGCAAUCCUACUAGACAUGUUUGCGGGAGGAAGCGAAACAACUUCAACAACUUUGGAAUGGGUAAUGGCUGAGCUCAUGAAAAAUCCAAGUAUUAUGAAAAGAGCACAAGAAGAGGUAAGAAGAGUGGUGGGCAGUAAGUCAAAGAUAGAUUUAAAUGAUAUCAAUCAAAUGGAUUAUUUGAAAUGUAUCCUCAAAGAAGGUCUAAGACUGCAUCCGCCAGUUCCUCUUUUGGUACCUCGAGAAACAUCAGCAAGUUUACAAUUUGGAGGUUAUGAUAUUCCACCCAAAACAAGAGUGUUUGUCAAUGUAUGGGCAAUCCAAAGGGACCCUAAACUAUGGGAUAGGCCAGAAGAAUUUUUCCCAGAGAGGUUUAAAGACAACCCAGUUGAUUUCAUGGGUCUAAAUUUCCAAUUUCUCCCAUUUGGAGGUGGGAGAAGGGGGUGCCCAGGAUUGAUAUUUGCUGUUGCUUCUUUGGAAUAUGUGCUUGCCAACCUUUUAUGUUGGUUUGAUUGGAGGUUGCCUACCAUUAAUGCACAGGGAGAAGAUUUGGACAUGACUGAAGUUAAUGCUCUCACAGCAUUUAAGAAAAAUCCUCUCCAUCUUGUACCAACAUUGCACUCUUCUUGA
Messenger RNA from Quercus lobata, 1548 nucleotides. Its product is annotated as cytochrome P450 71A1-like. NCBI's taxonomy places the organism in Eukaryota, Viridiplantae, Streptophyta, Magnoliopsida, Fagales, Fagaceae. The record is from RefSeq and is a predicted model, not a curated record. Gene Ontology annotation, molecular function: heme binding; monooxygenase activity; oxidoreductase activity, acting on paired donors, with incorporation or reduction of molecular oxygen. The coding region runs from base 1 to 1548 and encodes 515 amino acids. The transcript is spliced from 2 exons.